Molecule: messenger RNA, 3493 nt
Organism: Raphanus sativus (radish)
Lineage: Eukaryota; Viridiplantae; Streptophyta; Magnoliopsida; Brassicales; Brassicaceae
Exons: 20
Coding region: 627-3356 (909 amino acids)
Biological process (GO): transcription by RNA polymerase III
Cellular component (GO): transcription factor TFIIIC complex
Molecular function (GO): protein binding
Source: RefSeq, a predicted model, not a curated record
UAUAACUGUAUUGGGCAGAGGAGUUUGAGAAGGAAAAAAAAGAAGCCAAUGCUCCCGACGAAGAAAAAAAGCCAACGCUCCCGUUUCUCUACUCUCUCUCUGACGCUCCCAACAAAGAAAAUCUCAUGCAACUGAGUCCAAUUGAAAGCGCUGUCGCAGAAACCUUUCUUCGUAGCUUCUCCUUGUCCGCCACCACUUCUCCUUGAUUCACCGGUGCUUCUCCUCCCUCGAUCCACCGAAAUACUCACUGCAUCCAGCGAUAUCCUAAACACACUUCAUCUUCCUAUUAAUAAGUAUCUUAAAGACUGUAACUCGUUUUCAAACUGGUUACCUGAAGAACACACAACUUUAUCAUCAUCUCUUUAAGGAUCGGGUUUAAUUCCUUUUCACGAAACGACAUCGUUGAGCUUCCCAUCUAUCAAACGAGGCAGAACCGGCCGGUUUAUCGAUCCGAUUGAGAGAUUGGUUUGAUAGAAGAAGACCUUUUACCCUCCUCUUUCACUCUGCAACUCCGUCGUAUCCUACGCCGUGAGCAACCCGAUUUUCAGAUAGUGAAGCUUGAGGGAAGCAAGUAUCCAAAAGAGAGUUCUUUUUUUAGGUUUGUGUAUCCUUGUCUUCUCGAGAGGAUGGAAGAUAAGGGAAAGGGUGUGGUGGGAGAAGAUGAGGAAAAGUCAUUUUCUGUGUUAGAAGGGGGUCCAAGCAAUGUGGAAGUAGACGGUGGUGAUGGUAGUGGUGAUAACUAUGAUGAUGAUGAAGACGAAAACAGUGAUGAAGGAGGCCAGGUACAUGAUGAUGAUGAUGAUGAUGAUGAUGAGGGAGAGGGAGAUGAGUCAGAAGAAGAAGAAGAAGAAGAAGGGGAUGACUCUGAAGCUGGAAGUGGAAUUCCUACCACAUUGGAACGUCUUGAAUAUGGAGCUCUGGCUGAGAAGAAACGCAAAGCACUUGCUGAUUCUCGACGUGAUGGCUCAGAGAAGAGAGGCAAGUUUGAUGACAUUAACAUCUCGGGCGAGAAGGAAUACAUGGAACUCAUCUAUUCUGGCCGCCGACGAAAGAAAAGGAAGAAUAAAAAAAGGGGUAGAAGAAAGGGGUCAAAUAAAGAAGUUUCACCUGAAAUUCGUAAGAAGUUGAGUGAGGCUUAUCUUCUUUACGCGGGUGAUAAAGACAGUGAGGCUUUACCUAUUUUAGUAGAGAUUAUUAAGGAAGCACCAACCUUCGAUAACGCGUAUCAUUGCCUAUCUCUUGUAUCUGAGAAACUUGGUAAGACCGACUCAUCGUCUACUGAAGCAUUGAAGAUUGCUGCAAAUUUAAAAGGUCCAAAAUCACCUUUUUGGAUCUUGAUUUACGAGAGGGCCAUGGAACAAGGGGACAUGAAGUUUGCAAGGAUUUAUGCGUCCAAAGCAAUACAAGCAGAUCCAGAGAACGAAUCUUUGAGAUAUGAAUAUGCAGACCUCUGCGUACGUGCUGGAAGAUAUAAAGAAGCUGCCGAAACCUAUGAGCAAAUAUUUCGUCGGUGGCCUAAUAAGAGAAUUGAGCCACUCAAGUGGGGGACAGAGUAUUUUCUAAAAUCCGGCGAGGGUGAACGAGCAGCAAACAACUUAGAGGACCAUAUAAAAUCUCAUCCAUCUGAAGUGGGAGCCGAUAUAUUGGAUCUACUGGCUGAUGUUUUGAUGCAAAUUAAUGCCUAUGAUAGAGCUCUUAAGUAUAUUCAUGAUGUGCGCCAAAUUUACAAUCCAGGAAAGGAACUGCCUUCCAGCUUAAAAAUCAGACAAGCCAUCUGUCAUGUUCGCCUCAAAGAAAUGGAGCAAGCAGAGAUUGUUUUAAGUAUUCUACCACGGGAGGCUGUAUCUGAACGGCCAGAUCUCGUCAUCUAUUUGGCUGAUGAGCUAACAAACACUGGGAAUUUUCACUCUGCUCUCAAAUACUAUUUGUUAGCAGUCAAUGACACUGUGAAUAAUGGGGAUUGGUUUGUGAAAGUUGCUCGCUGUUAUAUGUCGUUGGCAAACCGAGAACAGGCUAUCAAUUUCUAUUAUAAAGCUUUGAAUGAACUCAGUGAUACAAUUGAUGCUCGCAUAACUCUGGCUUCACUUCUCCUAGAAGAUGGCAAACGAGAUGAAGCUAUAUCAGUGCUCUCUCCUCCGGAAAAUCCAGAUCUUGAUACUACUAAACAGAAGGCAUGGUGGAAGAAGAAAAAGAUCAGGAUGCAUCUUUGUCAGAUCUAUUAUUCAGAGGGGAUGCUUGAGGAAUAUGCCAAUACAGCAUUGCAGUUGGUUCUUAAGUGGGUUUGGCGGCGGACGGUCAAGGGAAAAAGAAAACGAUCGGGUCUUUCGGAGCUUCAAAGAAAUAAAAGACGCCGACGUCCUAGAGAUGCUUUUGCUUCAGAGUUGAGAGGCGGACCCAAAAAGUGGCGCAAAGACAGGGCAACAUUAAAUGAAACAAAAAGAAUCAGAGAUCGGGCUGCUGUCAAAGCUCAUAACGAAGAUAUCUGCUCUGAAUCUGAGGAAGAAGCUAUGAAGGACGAAGAGUAUCACCGUCUCUUUGUUGAUUUGUGCAAGGCAUUUGCAUCGCUGCAAAGGUAUUGGGAAGCUCUGGAGAUAGUUAACCUGGCUCGUAGAUUGGAUGCCAAAAUGCUACCUGUUGAGAAGAAAAAAGAGCUUCAGUCACUUGGAGCUAAAAUAUCAUGUGAUACUCUGGAUCCAAAGCUGUGGUCCGACUGUGUAAGAUCUGUCAUUCAGGAACAUCCACGUUGUUUGAAUGCCUGGAACUGCUAUUACAAAGUCAUUUCAAGACAAGGGAAAAGGGCAUCGAGUGACGCUAAGUUCAUGCAUCACUUAAGAAGCAAGUACAGAGAUUGCGUACCGCCUAUUCUGAUCGCUGGUCAUCAUUUCACCGUGACAAGCCGGCAUCAAGAUGCUGCAAGAGAAUACCUUGAAGCAUAUAAACUAAUGCCAGAGAGCCCUUUGAUUAACCUCUGCGUAGGAGCUGCUUUAAUCAACUUAGCACUCGGUUUCCGACUCAAGAACCGGCAUGAGUGUCUUGCUCAAGGCUUUGCGUUUCUAUACAACAAUAUAAGAAUCUGCGGUAACAGUCAAGAGGCGUUGUAUAACGUUGCUCGGGCGUAUCAUCACGUAGGGCUUGUGACUCUUGCGGCCUCUUACUACGAGAAGGUUUUAGCGAUCUACGAGAAAGAGUAUCCAAUGCCGAAACUCCCGAACGAAGAACCUAAUGUUGCGGAAGAGCGUAAACCUGUUAACUGUGACCUACGCAAAGAGGCUGCUCACAAUCUGCAUUUGUUAUAUAAGCACAGUGGAGCGUUUGAUCUCGCGAGGCAGGUCUUAAAGGAUCACUGCACUUUCUGAGUCUCGUUAUUAUCUUGUAAACUCUGCAACCAACUAUUAUUAUUGUCUUAAGGUUGAUUUAUGGUUUAAUUUCUGAGUUUCCUUGGACUGUAAAAAUAUAUAGUUGCUACUUGCAAAGAUUAUUAUUUGAAGGAUUA